AUGGCGCUUAAGAUUUUCGUUGUCGCUUGCUUUGUGGCUGUUACUUCCGCUCAGUACGGAGGCUACGCUCCUAAGUACGCUGAGCCCGAGCCCUACGACCCCAACCCCCAGUACUCCUUCCACUACGCUGUCAAUGACCCCAGCACAUACGACAUCAAGAGCCAGAAGGAGGAGCGUAACGGAGACUACGUGACCGGCUCCUACGAGCUGUACGAGCCUGACGGUACCAAGCGUACCGUGGAGUACUACGACCAGGGAUACGGCUUCCAGGCUGUCGUUCACAAAGAGCCUGCAAAGGGAGGUUACGCCGCUCCCGCCUACUCCGCCCCUGCAUACUCAAGACCUUCAUACGCAGGGCCAAGCUACAGUAGAAGAUAUUAAGUAACUCUUAUU
This is a messenger RNA of Homalodisca vitripennis (glassy-winged sharpshooter), 393 nucleotides long. Its product is annotated as larval cuticle protein A2B-like. Bases 1 to 381 code for a protein of 126 amino acids. Gene Ontology annotation, cellular component: extracellular matrix. Lineage: Eukaryota; Metazoa; Arthropoda; Insecta; Hemiptera; Cicadellidae. The record is from RefSeq and is a predicted model, not a curated record. The transcript has 2 exons.